Messenger RNA from Penicillium verrucosum, 2118 nucleotides. RefSeq lists its product as uncharacterized. Bases 1 to 2118 code for a protein of 705 amino acids. Gene Ontology annotation, biological process: regulation of DNA-templated transcription. The transcript has 2 exons. Lineage: Eukaryota; Fungi; Ascomycota; Eurotiomycetes; Eurotiales; Aspergillaceae. The record is from RefSeq and is a predicted model, not a curated record. Gene Ontology annotation, molecular function: sequence-specific DNA binding; zinc ion binding.
AUGUCACCCAGCCAGCCCGAGUAUGCUUCAGAGGACGAAGAUCAUGAGAUGCUAGACUACCCUGAGACGCAUGAUUCUGGUUCCGAGUUUCUUAUGUCCGAAGACGACACUGACUCCACUGAUGCUGAACCUAACGGCUCUGCAACCGACUCAGAGAACAACUCUGAACAUAGCCCUGAGAAUCACGACACAGAGUCGAUCCCGGGAAUCGACGACCCUUCUCACGACAAUGCGCUUGCUUCCCCUGAGUACAUUGAUUUAUACUCCAUAAACGAUCUUGUUGAAUCGGACCUUGAGGAAAGUGAAGAUGACGAAGAAAAUGAAGACAAUGACACUGAGGACAAAGAUGACGAGCGCAAAGCCCUCCUUGCCCAGUAUUUCCCGAGGACCACCCUUGACCUCGAUAAGGAAUCCAAGGAUGUCUGCCUGGCUAGAUUCAACCAGAGGCUAGGCAGCAUCUUGGAAUUCUUGGCUGCGAAGGCGGAUGAAAUCGCAUCUGGCAAAUCAGGCAAACGGUGGAUUGGUGGUGACUUCGCCCAGUCUCUUGGAAAAUUCCCACCCGAAGAAGUUCUUGAGAUAUUUGAAUAUGUCAUCCCAGAAUCCACAAGAGUAAUACUGGGGUCUGCUGAACUUACACCGGAACAUAUUCUUGCGUUGCCAAUUGUCGAUACCUCGCUCGAUCUUCCGGGGGUAUAUCUGAUCGCCUUCUUGAAAACAAGUGGGGAGUUGCCGCAACUCUCUGGUGUAGAAUCAACCAACUCAACAGAUACCAUGGAUCAGCAGAGCUGGGUUGCUAGUGGUCUAUAUGGAGGGUCUAGCCUGAAAAGCGUUUCGAAACGGUGUGUCGACCACCGUAAGCUGUUCAAGAGUACCAGCACUGUGAAGUUAGUCAAUGGUCGUUGGAAGCCUAAUAGCAAGCCUAAUAGCAAGCCAGUCAUGGUCCUGUACUGCUAUGCCAACAUCAAUAAAGUUGUGCCAUCUUACAGGCAGGUUUGUGUUUUCCCAGAAAGGUUAGACAUGUUCGAUGACCUUCUAAGAAUGGACAUCAAUUGGAUGGCUCGCCUGCUUGAGCAGGCGAUUAUACUCUUACUGGAUAUCUACACGCCAUGCAAGGAUCCUGAACUCAGAGAAAUCAUUGGCUACACCCAGGAGAUGUAUCUCGAGGCCCUUGAGCAGUGCAAAAUACCUUUGAGUGUCUUCUACCCCCUGAACCACGCAAUGCCACUAAAACAAAGCGACGUAAAGACUUCUGGUCGACGGGUGUGUCACCAUUGUGCUGCCAAAAAAUCCGGAGCCAACGCAUGGUAUCGCCACCCUAACGGAACCGAAGAGAAACCGUUAUACUAUUGCGCGGCUUGUUAUGUGUAUCGCUCUCAGCACACUUCCGAUCGCCCGGCCGCUUUGUUCAACGGCCGCCGUCCAAGUCCCACCGCCGGACCAUGUAGCCAUUGUGCAGUGACCGAAUCUGUUACAUGGUGUUGGCACUGGAGGGAUAAGGACCAUGUGGUCUGUUCGUCCUGCAGUGCUUACUGGCGGAAGCACAGAGUUGAUCGACCAAUGAAGAAAGAAAAGAAGAAGUGCAUACGCUGUGGGGCAACAGAGAUCAAAGGGCACUGGCACUAUGCCUACGAUGCGAGUGGACAAAAGACUGGGGACUAUUGGUGCUCAGUUUGUGCCAUGCAAAACAACAGAGACAUCAACAAGGAAGCCAAGAAGAACAAUUACGCAAACUGUACAUGUUCGAUUUGGACUACGCUCGGUCCAACCUUGCUCGAUCGUCUCAAGGAUAGCACCCUGACCCUCGAUCGCAUAACUUGUGGGAACUGUUAUGAAGUACGACGCGUAUAUUCGCUCAAGAAAGCCAAGAUGGAAGACAAGACCGGCCUGAGUGCGAAUAGAGUCUUUACCGAUAAGCACAACAACCCACGAAGGCCAAAAGAGCUGACAUGGCAAGAGUGGGCAGGUAAAGACGAGUUAGGGGAUGAACCCUACCGCCAAACCAAACUUCUGCUGCCCUACCUGUUGCGAGUUCAUGGGGUAGACCACAGCAUUGAGAAACUCAUUGCCGAUAAGGCGGUGGAGAACGAGUUAGAUGCAAUGGACUUGGAAGAUGAAUGA